Messenger RNA from Frankliniella occidentalis (western flower thrips), 7639 nucleotides. RefSeq lists its product as uncharacterized. Gene Ontology annotation, molecular function: protein binding. The coding region runs from base 144 to 7001 and encodes 2285 amino acids. Gene Ontology annotation, biological process: autophagy. The transcript has 22 exons. Gene Ontology annotation, cellular component: intracellular membrane-bounded organelle. The record is from RefSeq and is a predicted model, not a curated record. NCBI's taxonomy places the organism in Eukaryota, Metazoa, Arthropoda, Insecta, Thysanoptera, Thripidae.
GGUUUUAAUAACGAACAACCUUAUCGGCAGAGGCGACCUUACAUACACCACACCAAGGUGUAGUGAGCAAAUUAUGAAGACGACAUAAAUAUAUCAUUUUCUUCGGCGUUCGCGCUCUUGAAGGCCUGAAGGGCAGCCUACCAAUGGAUGACCAUACUUCUCGCUCUGACAGAGCAAAUCAAGAAAAAAUGACCCCUCAUUAUAAAGAAUUGUUACACAACAGAAAUAUUCCUCAUGCUGUGGUAAUGCGGGAAUAUGGGUUUCGCUGUCCCAGUCAGUUGUCCUCAGAGUUUCGAAUUGCUGCUGAAGAACAGUUGAUUAAAAAGAAAAAGAAAGAAAUGAAAUGUGAACUGCCUGAUUUCACUCGCUCUACGUAUCUAAUGGUCUUCAGCCCUGAUGGGAAAAAAAUGGCUUCGUCGCAUGGAAAUCACAAUGUCUAUGUAACAGAUGUCAAAACAGGCAAAAAUUUGAACACACUAACUGGCCAUCCUCGCACACCAUGGUGUAUUGCAUUUCAUCCAUCUUCAAAUCAGAUUCUCGCUUCAGGAUGUUUGGGGGGUCAAGUUCGUGUUUGGGACUUGCAUGGUGGCAGUGAAGUUUGGACUGUAGAAGGGCAAACUUCUAUUGCUUCUCUUGCCUUCCAUCCAUCAGAUCGUCUUCUGGUUAUAGCAUCAUACAAUGAAAUAUAUUUUUGGGAUUGGAGUCAACCAGAGCCAUUUGCAAGGUGUUGUACACUUAAUGAAAAAGAAAAAAUUCGAUAUGUUGCAUUUGAUCAUUCUGGUUCAAAAUUAGUUACUGGAAUAGAGAUACCUAAACCCAUAAUGUCCCAGUGGGACAGAGUUGGGUCUGGAGGCCAAAUCAACCGUUCAACUGGUUUAACCGGACCCCGUCCUAGUGUUCAACGUCCAUUGAGCCCUAGAUACCACGAGCAAUUACAACGAUUGCUUUUAAGGAGUGCUCAAAAUGAACUAAACAUUUCUGCCUCUAGACGUCCUGAAAAUAAUGAAAGGCGUACUUUAACCAACGUUUCAAGUUCCCUCGAUGCUCCGAGUCUCAGGAAUGGAAUUAAUCUAGAAUACACCUCUGAAAAUCAGUUGAACACCUCAACUCCAUCUGUUUCACAAGCACCUGGACGCUCUAUUGAUUUGCUGCCUGAAAGUUUUCAAGAGCGCAGAGAUUUGCAUCAGAGGGCGCCAGUGACAACGGCAGGUUGGAAUCUUGAUGCAGUUCAGUUUAGCUUGGGAAGCGAAAGACUCAACAGCACAAGACCCACAGUUAUUAGAAAUUUGACUUCACAAGGCUCUUUCCAGAAUACCCCUACUGUAUCAACAGCGCAGCGGAGCUCUUUCCGUGACUUUUUAGCUAAUAGUUUACACUCAGAACACUCAUCUGAUUCCAGUGCAAGUGAACAAGAACGCAGGGAUGAAACUCAAAGUUUUGUAAAUCUAGGUUACUCACCUGGCAUUUCUUCCUUCUUCAGAAAUGAGGGACUUCCCUCCACAAGUUUUUCUAGGGUUUCAAGUCUUAGAGGUGGAAAUGCUUCAAGGAUGUCAAGACAGUCACCUCCAUCUUAUAUUGAUUCAGAUGUGACAAAUCAGUUCAAUCAUCCAACUGAAGAAAUUCGCAGAACACUUUACACUCUUUCAGAACAUAUAGAUGAGAUGCAACACUGUCCUGUCUGCUUGCCUCGAAUGACUAAUUCCCGUUUAAGCCACAUCCAACAAUUAUGGGCAGAACUGAGGGACCAGAUCCGUUCUCUGCAGUCCAGUAUUUUGGAAAACACAAAUUUAGCAUCAAAUGCCUGGCACCGAUCCUCUUUUGAAGUUAUCACCGAAAUGCUUUCACAUUUAACUCAUGGAGGAGAAGAUAGCCCAUCAGUAAGAACAUCUGAGAAUUCAAAUAAUUUCCCACCUAGACAAUCUUCCCAAUCCACUCCAAGAUCCACAUCAAGUACCAGUUGGACUACUGCAGUUUCCCCCUCAAGACUGACACCAUCCACACCACUGAGAUCAAGCAGUUUAUUUCCAAGAGAAGAGUCUUCUGCAUUAUCCUCACAUCAGCCUGUGCCUUUAACCACUGCUUCUUAUUCUCAUAUCAGAGGUGUGUCUACUCCCCUUAGUUCGAGAUCCACUCCAAGAGGCAUUAAUAACAGGAGUUUGAUCAGACCAAAUCAAGCACGAAGAUUGCUAUACCUAAAGUGUCAAAAUGGCCAUGGUCGAAGGCUUGGCACUACAGCAGGAGCUCUGAGGUCACAAAGAACUACACCUGUUAGGCUUACACAAUCUGCUCACUUGCAAAAUGGUGAGAGAAACUCUGAGCAGUUACCUUUAAACUUGGGAAGAGAAGCAUAUGCUAGUGGAAGAAGUGAUACAACCCAAUCUGUGGGACAAAGAUCAAAUUCAGAGGUUGUGCCUGAUUUAAAUGUUGGAGGAGAGGAUUCACCAGUAAGGGGUGACCAAAUACAAAUGAGAACCGAUGGCCUGUCAAGUCUUAACCAAACUCCUGGUGUCAAUCCUAGCUCUACACCUUGUCAUCAAUUACAAAAGUAUAGAUUUUUCUUAGGCAGGCGGAGAAAUGCCACUUCAAGGCACUUUCGUAACAAUUCAUUAAGAGGGGUCCAUCGUCCUUCACGAACUACUCCACCAAGAUUUUUCGGAGGGAGACGAAGUGUAUUGGAAGUUUCUGUGGACCAUGGUGCUUCUGAUUCCCACACACCACCUGCAAGAAAUGUUAGAGCAAACAAUCAAUCAUCUGUGAGGACAUCAGAUAACAUGCUAAUGAGGAUUUUUCGAAGCUUGAGAAGAGCUGCUACUUUGUCAGGUCGUUCAGAAAGACAAAACUUACACCAAGACCAGCCUUCACAUGUUGGUGAUGACGCAAUACCAAGACAAAACCCACACCAAACUCAACCUUUCCAACUUAAUAAUGGUGCAGAGCCACAGGAACGAUCAACAGUCACACCUGGAGAAACUUUAAACAACAUCUCGAGUCAAAGGCCUACAUCAACGGAUCUUCUGGAACAAAGUGAAAACCCAUCAUCUGGUUUGCGGCUAUGGACACAAUAUAGUGGACCUGAUGGUGAUGUGUUGCAUAUUCGUCAUCCUCAACUAGAAAGAGUAGAUCCUGCUGUUCAGGAACGUCUUCUGAGAAUCCGCUCCAGUGGCAAUAUGAAUGUGGUUCAAGAUGGUGUAAUGACUGAAGAGUUAGCAAGAAAUCUAUUGCGCUUGCAUCUUCAUCAGCAAAACCAAGAGUUACAACUCCGACAACACCAGGCUAGACUACGAGUUCGUUUUCACCACCAAAGUACACUUCGGACUUCUGGUCAGGCUCAGAGGGAUGUACCUCGUCGUCAUGCGCGUUGUACGCUGUGCGGUGGGUCAGUUUACAUCAGUUCACAUUUCCUUGUUCGAGUGGGCACUGCAUCACAGGAUCCACCACCAGCUCAUAUGUCAUCAAAUGCAACUCCAGUUUGGCACAGACGGGCAGCUCCUUCACCCGCACCCUCAUCCCGACCUCCUCCUCCCCCACCACCCCAACCUACAGCUCAUAUCUCAUCUUUACCUUCCUCAUCUUCCACACCUCCAUCUCUGUGGCAACAAGAAACACAAGAAUUAUUGCAUUCAGCUGAGAGAAUAACUACACCUCCACUACCUCAGUCACCAGGACAAAUGUCGACAUUGCCAGUGCCUUUGCAAGAUAGUCCCUAUCCAGCACAUCCUCCACUUCAACCUCCUUUGGUGCGACCACAUCUUUUCUUUGAAGACAUUGAUGAAAAUGGAAGAUCCCGUCCCUCACCACUGCAGCCUACUCCACUACUUGAAACUUCAGCACAAUCUAGCACAAUAGUACAAUCUCUUCCUUUACAACAAGUAAAUUCUCGUCCUGAUAUCAUAAGAGCUGGAUCAGGAGUUUUGUCACCUCCUCAGUUAUUAUUAGGUCUUCCUCCUUCUCCUCCUCUGCCAAUGCCACCAUCGCCUCCUUCUCCCACAUUGUCUGUCCUUUCAUCAUCACCAAUAUCUCCUCCCCCCCUUCCUCCCCCUCCCCCACCAUUAGUAGCGUCCCCUAUGAUGCCUCAGGUUUCAACUCAAACAUCUCCAAGAUAUUUUGAAGGUGAUUCUCUCAGCAGUGCCACAAGAUUAUCAAGCCAAAGAAUUGAUUAUUCAGGUUCAGCUUCGUUAUUUUGGCAAGUUCCUGCCAGCAAUCAUCGACACCAUACUAGUCAACAGAAUUCACCAGGGCGUCCCAGGGGAAACUUACUCAAUCAACAACAACAAUCUUCAUUAUUCAGUGAGAGCUCUUCCUCUCCCCUUCGUGCCCGUCCGUCUGUUACAGCCACACCUGUUAUUCCAGAAGCUCAAAAUAUAGGUAUCAACUCUGGUUUGGAUGUCCAGCCAACAAACAUGCCUUCAACAAGUUCUGGAAUAAGUUCAGGGCAUGGGAGCCUGGAGGAAAACAGGCCUCAUCGUCCUCACGUUCUUGGAGACUCAUCCUCAAGUGAUUCUGAAACUGAAGGUUUAGUUGCACAUCUCCGAAAUAGAAAAAAAAGUCGGCUUCAAUUUUCUAAAUGCAAUGGUGAGCAAGAAACUAGAGCAAAUGCAAGCUAUCUGAAGUCUGUCAACUCAGAUGACAAUCAUUCAUGUGAAAAUGAAUGUGGGCCUGGCACUAGUUCUAACUCUCUUUUAACUACCUGUGAUAGUUCUAGUAGUUCCAGUAGAAGUCAGUCGUUGAAAAGAAAGGGAGAAGACAAUUCUGGACUAACUUCAAAAGUAAAACCCUCAGUUAAUUUUACUUCUUCUAGUAAUUUAGAAAGCUUAGAAACUACAGAGGCAGAUAGGCAAACUAAGAAAAAGAGCAAAGAAGUAGGGAAUACUUCAAAGACUGAGUUACAAAAGAAGAAAAAUCCUGCUACUUCACAGAAUUCCCAAACAAAUGUAAGUGAUCAGAGAGAAGCAGCAUCUAGUAAUCAAAAUGUAGAACCAGAACCAUCAAAUUCAAGUCAAGGAGCAUCACCAUUACAACAGCUACCAGAGCCAACUUUUACUCGACAACUAGAGGCAAUAACAGGCAGACUGGAUCACUUAAUGUUUCUACAGCGAAAUGCUCUUGAUCCCUCUCAAAGAAAUCGAAAUGGACAGACUCCAGAUAACUCACCUCUUAGAAAUGCUGGAGAUUCCUCUCACUCUUCCCAAGAACACAAUGGAUCUUCUGACGCAAUUAACAUUACAAGUCGCUUAUUGACCCGUCUGACAGAAUCCUUGUCACGCCAAAUUCAGAUGGUUCAGCAAGUAAGGGGCCAACAGGGAAACUGCGCUGAGCAUCAAGAAUCCCCUCCAAGAUCAGGCGCAGAUCGACAGUCAAAUUUUACCAUGAUAAACAACACAAGAAGACGCGGCCAAGAACUUUUGAGCUUAAUGGCUGACAGCUUGUCCACAUUCUCAUCUCAUAGUGGCCUCCCUGAGGAUUUCAGAAGCAACCCCACAUUUGACCAUGUACAAACAAUAUCUGCUGCAUUUUGGCUUCUUCAAGGUCUCUACAUAUUGCUGCAUUUGGCUUUGGAACUUACUGACCUUUUGUUGACACACUUUGUUUCAUCUUAUGAACCAAGUGACCCUGAAGAGGGCUCUACUACACCGAUUCCCCAGCCUUGUGUUUGUUUAAACUCAAGUGCCACAUCUACCUCGCAAUUGCUCUCUAGGCUACCCGUCAGCUCCUCUAAUGUGUGGAAUGUGUCAAAUGGAUCAGCAGGGACGUCAAAUCCUCGACCAUUUGGACCAGUUACUAUGAAUUCAGUUUAUGACUCACUCCGUUCAAACACUCGUAUUCCAAGACCUCCUUUCACAAACAGCACACAUCGAGCUCAACCUAAUACCAAUGAAUCAUCAAGCUUGUCUAGUUUUUCAACUGUACGAAGACCACGACUGGUCAAUUUGCAUAAUGUUUUAGCAUCAGCCAGACCUCAUAUCAGAUCUCCACCUGUUUUGGAGUCUUACUUCAGAUCACGAAGAAAUCUCCAAAAUGAAUCCCCUGCUAUUGUCCAGAUACCAGUAAUGCCAGUUCCUUCUUACACUCCUCAGGUCAACAAUGAGCCCUCUGCAGAAGGAUGGCAUCCACCUGCCACUUACGCAGUAGUACAUCCAAUUGCAUCAUCAGGUACAAUAAGAAGAAGUGCUUCUCAAGCACCCCGUACAUCUGUUGCCCAGUACUUUCAGCAAUCAGAUAAUAUCAUACCUCCUGCUGGACAUACAAGACCAGGUUUUAUGCGCCUGCGAUCUCGAUUAUUGCAUCCCCCUCUUCUACGUCAACAAGAAAGACCAUCUCCAUCAUCUGAUGCGGAUACUUCGGCCCAGCAGUCCUUAUUUUUUCAUUAUGACUAUACUCGUAAUAUUGGCCACUUUGUUCGUGAACCAAACUUUACAACUGAGGAGCAUAGAAUUCAUAGAAUACAACUUUGGGAUUUCUCCAAAGGAGAUAUUCCUGAUAUAUCAGAUGGUGAUGAGAAUAUUGUUGUGGCUGAGUGUAAGAUACACAAUGAUGCAAGUGUGGACAUAUCAGCAGAUGGCCAUUUGUUGGUAGCUCUUUUACCAGCUCCCCGACCGACAGCUAAUCCAUAUGUACCCACCUCGCCACCAGGACAAACUAUUGGAGUCUACAGUCUUGUCUGGGAUUCAUUAGGUCAACUUCUGUACACUACCAACCUUGAUCAACCAGCUGUUUCAGUUGCUUUAUCACCUUCUGCAGCAUACCUACUUGUGGGACUAGCAACACGUAGGGCCAUGUUGCCUAUGCCAAGUGAUCAGAAUGCAUUAGCACAGAUCUUUAGAUUGGAGGGAGCAAAGCCUGGUCGUCCUAUUGGAGCCCGUGGGAGACUAAAUUUUACCCGUAAUAUUGAAGCUCAGAAUGAUAAUGUGUCAGUAGGUAUCAACUGUAUUAGAUGGGCUCCUGUGUCAGGACAAGGUAUUGUUUAUGGCACUAACACUGGAUCCCUUGUGAUGUUGCGUUAAAAUGGAAUGAGUGUGUUUUUAUUCCUGUCUAGUCUUCACAGAUGCGUACCUAGUAUAUACACUAUUUUAAACUUUGUGAUGAUUAUGUGCCUAUUUUAAUCAUUUUAAUGUCUUUAAUUUUCAUUGCUUGAAUGAAGUAAACCAAAGCUGCCAAAUUUGAAGCAUUCAAAAUGAACAUAGAUUAACAAGCAUUCAUUUGCAACUUUACAAGCCACCUGCAAAUCCUUAAUCCUUGUAGAGCAAUUAUUAGAGCUCUGGGAUAGCAUUGAAUCAAAAUCCCUUCUGGUUUUUACUGCAAACUGUACAUUAAUCAAAUGUACUUGUUUCUGAUGUAAAUCUCUUUGUUUACUUUCCUAGUUGCUUUGAAUGUAUUGUCCUGAGAUGUUUUUUCGUUGUUUUUUUUACAACUCCUCUCUGUGCAUGAUCGGAGGAAGAUUUACUCUGCCUGAGUUUAGGCUUAAUUAUGCAAGCGUAGGGUCGUGAUUUUGUAUUAUCCUUCUUUGCCCGCAUUCUGUUGCAUUUUAUAUUAAAGACAUUUUAAUUUUGUUUACCUCAACAUGUGGAAACAAUAUAGUAUGUCAUUGUUUUGUAAAAUCUCUUUUUGCAUUAAAACAAGAUUUUUCCCCACAAUUAUGAAA